Molecule: messenger RNA, 1332 nt
Organism: Auanema sp. JU1783
Lineage: Eukaryota; Metazoa; Nematoda; Chromadorea; Rhabditida; Rhabditidae
Source: the annotation of a GenBank genome assembly
AUGGAGGGUGACCAUCAAGUUCCUCCUAUGCUCAUUGCUGGAGGUGAUGGGAGACGUUUCUCACCGGGUGGGGAAAUUCUACCUCUUCGCGAGCCGAGGCAGUUUUUUAUCGAGCCUAGAGGAGUUGAAGGUGAUAGAAACGAGAGCUUUGAUGUAGCACCUCGAACUGGUGCUUCCCUUCACAGAUCUGACUCAAGUACUUCAUCUUUCAAAAAUGCCGUCCGACAGAGAGAUCACGAGUGUAUCACACACGUGGAUCCUAUAAUUUUACAUCAAAAAUGGACCAUUGCCAACUUCAACUCAUUGAUAAAAUUAUCUUCUCCUGGUAGUUGUUUGAGAAGUGCUGUUUUUCGAGACCCAGGCUUGCCUGAUUCCUGUUGGCAACUUUGUAUGUAUCCCGGGGGUAAAAGAGAGGAAAAUGCUAACAAUGUGUCUCUCUUCCUGAAGAUGUCAUCCACAGUUCCUAACAAAGAGGUUAUUGUAAAAGCUGAGUAUCGAUUUUUCUUCCUUGAUGAUAAGGACCAGCCUCGAUUCACUAAUGUUAACAUUGGCGACUUUCAUGCAAAGCCACCGAAAGGUGGCCACAGUUGGGGGCUUAGAAAUAUACCUAAGCAGAAGGUUAUGAAUAGUAUUCGUGCGGAUAAUUCACUAGUGAUCUCAUGUGUAAUAGAGUUGAUGCCUGAUGUUUCAAGAAUUCCUUGUAAGAAGGUGUCUGCUUCAUCAGGACCAACUACUGAAAUGAUGUCUGUUUCGAAAGUUCAUAUUGCUAAUGAACUCAAAAUGUUCAUGAAUGGGGAUCAGUCAGAUAUGAAGAUCAUCAUCGGAGAAAAUGGACAUGUUUUUAAUGUACAUAAGUACAAACUCAUGGCUCAAUCUGAUGUAUUCCGGGCAAUGCUGGAACAUCAAGAACUCACUGAGUGCAAGACAGGAGAAUUGAUCGUUAAAGAUUUCUCUGAAGUUGCAGUGAGGGCUAUGCUAGAGUUUGUUUAUUGUGGUCAUAUUGCCAGCGAUAUUAGCAUUGAUGAAUAUGCUGAAGCGAUGGAGCUAGCAGAGAAAUACAAUGUUUUUUCGCUGAAAUCGAUCUGUGAAGACCAACUUGUUUCCAAAGUGAAUUCUUCAACUGUUAUCGAAGCAAUUGUUCUAGCUGAUAGACACAUGGCUCAAAGCCUAUUCGACCAUUGUAUCGAAAUAAUUGUGUCUCAACGAUCAAAAAUUGUCGAGUCAUCCAAUUGGAAAUCUUUGAAAGAACAUAACCCACGUCUAGCAAAUACGAUUUUGGAGAUUAUUGUGAGUUAUGAUCAAGUACCACCGACGAAAAGGUCGAGAUUGUAG